Molecule: messenger RNA, 4281 nt
Organism: Neocloeon triangulifer
Lineage: Eukaryota; Metazoa; Arthropoda; Insecta; Ephemeroptera; Baetidae
Gene: Sf3b1
Product: splicing factor 3B subunit 1
Exons: 13
Coding region: 667-4062 (1131 amino acids)
Biological process (GO): spliceosomal complex assembly
Cellular component (GO): catalytic step 2 spliceosome; U2-type prespliceosome; U12-type spliceosomal complex
Molecular function (GO): mRNA binding
Source: RefSeq, a predicted model, not a curated record
UAGUUGGAAUAGGACGGGCCCAGAGGGGACUGACAGUUGAAUGAAUGGGACAUGCACCGCCAAUUGUGCACAUUAAUCUAAAAGCAAAUAAUUUCACAGGGACUUAUACUUAAUUAUCUUAAUUCAGUUAAUAUCUUUUUAAAUGCAAAAGAACUUCAUCGUAAAAGAUCUUAUAAAUAAAUUAAAUAAUCAAAGAGCUUUACAAUUACUUUUAUUUCCUCUAACAAACAGAAGAAACUUUGUGAAGAAGCAAUAGGAAAUCUGAUUUUAUAUCAAAACGCUGUAAAAUUUAAUUUUCCUUAGACGUCUUCAUUGAGUUUUAAACUAAUUAAGAAGUGUAUCAAAGUUUUGACUUGAAGCACAAUUUGGUCGGUGUGUGUAGUUUGGAGGCGUGAAUGGAUCAGAAACAGCAGAAUACUAAUGUCGUGUGCCUUUUUGAGGAGCUGCGUCGGAGGCGCGAAGGGCCUGAGGGUGGCCGCGGGAUGCGAGCCGGCCACCCUUCUUGAAUGACAUAGAAAGAGUGAAUGUGCUGAUGUUGAGACACUGUCACUAAUGCCCGUAGAUAAUUUCAGGUGUCUGAUUAUCAGUCUGGCCGGCUGAGCGCCCCCUUGUGCUGCCGCACGAGGAAAAACUCCAGAUGUCGGCUCCAGGACUUACACCGAAAUUAUGCGGGAGCAGAUGCUUCGAGGAGAAGAAUCUGAGGUCCGUAAAAAGAUAGCUGACAAAGCAAAAGAAGGCACCCUUAACGGUGACAAAGCAAAGAAACGCGGACGCUGGGAUCAGGCAGCAGAACCAGAACCAUCUGCCAAGAAAAAGGGCACCAGCACCACGCCUGGCCGAAGCUGGGAGGAAGACUCGGCUACAACCCCAGCACACACUCGUUGGGAUGAAACUCCGGGUCAUGUUGGUCAAACUCCUGGAGCUACUCCUGGCCAGUCGACCAGAAUGUGGGAUGCCACGCCAGGCCAUAUCACUCCUGGCCAUGACAAAGGAGCAACUUCAGCGAGGCGAAACCGCUGGGAUGAAACUCCCAAGACAGAAAGGGAAACGCCGGGGCACUCUGGUUGGUCGGAAACUCCGAGAAUUGACAGAGUUGCGCCCGAAGACACCCCUUCUGCUUCAAAGAGACGCAGCAGGUGGGACGAAACUCCUCUGGUGGCCCAAACUCCGCAGACUCCAUCAAUGACCCCAUCGAUGACCCCAACGGCAACUCCGGUUGGUCCUAAGGCUAUGGGUUUGGCAACGCCUACCCCUGGGCACUUGGUCAGCAUGACGCCUGAGCAGCUGCAGGCUUUCCGAUGGGAAAGAGAAAUUGAUGAACGCAACCGCCCUUUGGCUGAUGACGAGUUGGACUCGAUGUUUCCUCCGGGUUACAAAGUUCUCCCGCCUCCAGCAGGCUACAUCCCGAUCAGAACUCCUGCUCGCAAGCUGACGGCCACUCCAACACCAAUGGCCGCACAAGGCACACCAGCUGGCUUCUUUAUGCAAAAGGAAGAGGUUGGUCCAAGCAAAUACAUGGAAAAUCAGCCGAAGGACUUGCCCUUCCUCAAACCUGAAGACGCCCAGUACUUCGACAAGCUGCUGCAGGAUGUAGAUGAGGACAGUUUGCCUCAGGAAGAACAAAAGGAGAUCAAGAUUAUGCGGCUGCUUCUGAAAAUCAAGAAUGGAACGCCUCCAAUGAGAAAGUCAGCCCUCAGGCAGAUCACAGACAAAGCCAGGGAAUUUGGAGCAGGCCCACUAUUCAACCAAAUUUUGCCUCUGCUUAUGUCGCCAACCUUGGAAGACCAAGAACGACAUUUGCUUGUGAAGGUCAUUGAUCGAGUUCUAUACAAGUUGGACGACCUUGUGCGUCCUUACGUGCACAAAAUUCUGGUUGUUAUUGAGCCGUUGCUGAUUGAUGAAGAUUACUAUGCUCGUGUAGAGGGCAGGGAAAUUAUUUCCAACUUGGCCAAGGCCGCUGGUCUUGCUACGAUGAUCAGUACCAUGAGACCUGACAUUGACAACAUAGACGAGUAUGUCCGAAACACCACUGCCAGAGCGUUUGCCGUUGUUGCCUCUGCUUUGGGUAUUCCAUCGCUGUUGCCUUUCCUUAAGGCUGUGUGUCGCAGCAAGAAGUCUUGGCAGGCCAGGCAUACUGGCAUCAAGAUUGUGCAGCAGAUUGCUAUUCUUAUGGGCUGCGCUAUUUUGCCCCAUUUGAGGUCGUUGGUUGAAAUCAUUGAACAUGGGUUGGUUGACGAACAGCAAAAGGUUCGAACUAUAACAGCCUUGGCCAUUGCCGCUUUGGCUGAAGCAGCAACACCUUACGGUAUUGAAAGUUUUGAUUCAGUGCUGAAGCCGCUGUGGAAAGGUAUAAGGACACACAGAGGCAAGGGUUUGGCUGCUUUCCUGAAGGCUAUAGGCUACCUGAUUCCGCUGAUGGACGCCGAGUACGCCAACUACUACACUAGGGAAGUGAUGUUGAUCCUGAUCCGAGAGUUCCAGUCUCCAGACGAGGAGAUGAAGAAGAUUGUGUUGAAAGUGGUGAAGCAGUGUUGCGCCACAGAUGGUGUUGAGGCAGCCUAUAUUAAAGAGGAGAUUUUGCCUCACUACUUCAAGCAUUUCUGGAACCACAGGAUGGCCCUGGAUAGGAGGAAUUAUAGGCAGCUCGUCGACACAACUGUAGAAAUGGCCAAUAAGGUUGGAGCAGCUGAGAUGAUUGGCAGGGUUGUUGACGACUUGAAAGAUGAAAAUGAGCAGUAUCGUAAAAUGGUAGUAGAAACCAUCGAGAAAAUAAUUUCCAACUUGGGUGCCGCAGACAUUGAUUCUCGAUUGGAAGAGUUGCUUAUUGAUGGCGUCCUGUACGCCUUCCAGGAGCAGACUUCGGAAGAUGCUGUGAUGCUCAAUGGUUUUGGAACAAUUGUAAACCAACUUGGCAAGAGAGUAAAACCAUACCUACCACAGAUUUGCGGUACAAUUCUGUGGCGUUUGAACAAUAAGUCGGCUAAAGUUCGUCAGCAGGCUGCAGAUUUGAUUUCAAGGAUUGCUGUUGUCAUGAAGACCUGUUUGGAAGAAAAACUGAUGGGCCAUCUUGGAGUGGUCUUGUACGAGUACUUAGGAGAGGAGUACCCUGAAGUGCUUGGUUCUAUUCUUGCCGCUCUGAAGGCAAUUGUCAACGUCAUUGGUAUGACCAAGAUGACGCCGCCUAUCAAAGAUUUGCUGCCUCGACUCACCCCCAUUCUUAAAAACAGACACGAAAAGGUGCAAGAAAACUGCAUCGACUUAGUGGGACGUAUUGCUGAUCGAGGUCCGGAAUACGUGUCUGCCAGAGAAUGGAUGCGAAUUUGCUUUGAGCUUCUGGAAUUGCUGAAGGCGCACAAAAAAGCAAUCCGUCGAGCCACUGUCAACACCUUUGGCUACAUUGCCAAAGCUAUCGGCCCCCACGACGUGCUUGCAACCCUGUUGAACAACCUGAAAGUCCAAGAACGCCAGAAUCGUGUGUGUACGACUGUAGCCAUUGCGAUCGUGGCUGAAACUUGUUCACCCUUCACCGUCCUGCCUGCCUUGAUGAAUGAAUACCGUGUCCCUGAACUCAAUGUGCAGAACGGCGUCCUCAAGUCACUUUCCUUCUUAUUCGAAUACAUUGGUGAGAUGGGCAAAGACUACAUUUAUGCAGUAACACCUCUUUUAGAAGAUGCUCUCAUGGAUAGAGAUUUGGUUCAUCGGCAGACAGCUUGUGCAGCAAUCAAGCAUGUAGCUUUAGGUGUUUAUGGCUUUGGCUGCGAAGACGCCCUUAUUCAUUUGCUGAAUUACGUCUGGCCAAAUAUAUUCGAAACGUCUCCUCAUUUGGUUCAGGCUUUCAUGGAUGCUGUGGAAGGAAUGAGAGUGUCGCUAGGUCCAAUCAAGAUUUUGCAGUACACCCUUCAAGGCCUAUUUCAUCCUGCAAGAAAAGUGCGAGACGUGUACUGGAAAAUAUACAACUCUCUUUACAUCGGUGGGCAGGACGCACUCGUUGCUGGCUAUUCCAGAAUUGCUAAUGACCCCAAAAAUCAGUAUCAGCGCUAUGAAUUAGAUUAUGUCCUUUAAAAUGCUUAUGUUGAACGUUGUGCAAUCAUUAUUAUUGUGGAUUGUGGGGGUUAAUUGCAAGUUUGCAAUAUUUCGGCUUUAGAGUCUGCUAUUUUUGGGGUUACUGCGUCAGCAUCAUAAGGAGAUUUUUAUUUAGCAUAAUGUUUUCAUUUUUUCUUGCAAGUUUUUUAAGUUGUAAAUAACAGGAAUCAAUAAAAUAAAAAUUUAAUUUUGCUUGUA